Molecule: messenger RNA, 2050 nt
Organism: Heterotrigona itama
Lineage: Eukaryota; Metazoa; Arthropoda; Insecta; Hymenoptera; Apidae
Source: the annotation of a GenBank genome assembly
AAGUUUGCAAAGUUAUAUGUUUCCAAAGUUAAAACAUAAAUAUGUGUAUAUAUUAACAAUUUAUUUAAAUUUCUAUUUUAAUUUUUUAUAAUUAUCUAUUGAAAUUAUAAUCAUUGUAUUAUAUACCAAUUUUAUUAAUUUCGUGUUAUCAUACAUAAUUUUAGCAUUAUCAAACAAAUACAUAUCUACGUGGAAAUAAUUGUAUAAAAGAAUGGAUUCAAUAAGAUUUGGAUUAUUAACAGUUAGUGAUAGCUGUUACAAAAAUGAAGAUAAAGAUAAAAGUGGUCCUGAAAUAGAGCAAUGCAUUAAGGAUGAAAACUCUAAUAUUGGAAAGAUUUUAAAAGGUCAAAUACAUCAUAAAAGUAUCAUUCCUGAUGAAGAAUUUAUGAUAAAAGAUUUUUUAAUUUCUUGGAGUGAUAGUAGAAAAUUAGAUGUAAUUCUUACAAUUGGUGGCACAGGAUUUUCUAGAAGAGAUGUAACUCCAGAAGCAACGAAACAAGUUAUUCAAAAAGAAGCUUCUGGAAUAGUUGCAGCUAUGCUAAUGUCUAAUUUAAAAAUUACUCCAAUGGCUAUGCUGUCUAGAGCUGUAUGUGGAAUACGAGAUAAAACAUUGAUUAUAAAUUUACCGGGAUCACCGAAAGCUGCAAAAGAAUGUUUAAAUGCAAUUGCACUCGUUAUACCGCAUGCUUCAUGUUUAGCUAAUAUAGUUGAACGUAACAGAGAAUCUCCAUAUCCAAUGAUUUCUGUAGAAGAAGCUUUACAGUUAAUAUGUAAAUAUAUAGAACCAUUAAAUUUUAAUGAUAAAUUAGAAGAAGAUCUAGAAAGAUGCCAUGGUAGGAUAUUGGAUGGUGAUCUGUAUUCUAAGUAUGAUUUACCACCAUUUAGAGCAUCUAUUAAAGAUGGUUAUGCUGUCUUAGCAAAUGAUGGAAAAGGCAAAAGAAAAGUAUUAAGUGGAAUAAAAGCAGGAGAUACUAUGCAACAGCAAUUGUUCAAGUUGAAGAUACUAAACUUAUAAAAGGAACUUCAGAUAAUAUGGAGGAGAAGGAAAUUGAAAUUAUAACAGAAGUACAAUUAGGACAAGACAUUAGACCAAUUGGUUGUGAUAUUAAAAAAGGAGAAUUAAUUUUAAAAUCAGGGACAAAACUUGGUGCAAUAGAAUUAGGUCUUGCUGCUGCAUGUGGUUACAAAAAAUUAUUUGUCACUGAUCUUCCAAAAAUUGGUGUAUUAUCUACAGGAGAUGAGUUACAAUGUCCUGGAACUACUUUAAUGCCAGGGCAUAUAUAUGAUAGCAAUAAAAUUACAUUACUGUCGAUAUUAAAAGAAAAUGGCUUUGAUCCCUUAGACAUGGGAAUUGCAUUGGAUGAUGAAAAUAUUAUGGUACACAAGAUUAAACAUGCUUUACAACAAAUUGACGUACUUAUAACAUCAGGUUCUGUAUCAAUGGGUGACAGAGAUAUGUUGAAGCCUAUUUUGCAAUAUUAUUUCAAUGCUACUAUACAUUUUGGCCGUGUAAACAUGAAGCCUGGCAAACCAACUACUUUUGCAACAUGUUUCUUUCAAAAUAAGAAGAAAUAUUUAUUGUGUUUACCGGGUAAUCCAGUUUCUGCGACUGUUACUAUGAAUUUAUUUGCAUUGCCUUUAUUAAAACAAUUGUGCAAAGACACUUCCAUAUCUACAAUUGUAUUAGCAAAAUUAAUGUCAUCUUAUAAUUUGGAUCCACGUCCCGAGUAUGUAAGAGCGAUUUUAAAAUGGAAUGACACCGAUACUUUACCACUAGCUUAUAGUACUGGAAAUCAAAUCAGUAGUAAAUUACUUAGUUGCAAAAAUGCAAAUGCAUUAUUAAUGUUACCAGGACGUAAAGCAGAAAAAACUGCAUUGCAACAAGGAGAGGUAGUACAAGCAAUGUUGUUGGGAUUUACGCAAUAAAUGUAAUUUAGUAAAAGAAAAUAUCAAAUAGAAUAGUUAAUGAAUCCAAAACGUAAUAUAAUAUGUACAUAAUUUAUAAAUACAGAUUCUUGUUUGUUAAAAAAAAAAGUAUAGUUUUGAGAGC